Molecule: messenger RNA, 1955 nt
Organism: Nomia melanderi (Alkali bee)
Lineage: Eukaryota; Metazoa; Arthropoda; Insecta; Hymenoptera; Halictidae
Gene: PIG-A
Product: phosphatidylinositol glycan anchor biosynthesis class A
Biological process (GO): GPI anchor biosynthetic process
Cellular component (GO): glycosylphosphatidylinositol-N-acetylglucosaminyltransferase (GPI-GnT) complex
Molecular function (GO): phosphatidylinositol N-acetylglucosaminyltransferase activity
Source: RefSeq, a predicted model, not a curated record
UACGGUUGUUUCGAGUUCGAUUUAAAGAUGUCGUUGCCCCGCCCUAUUAUAAACAACGGAUUGUCGUACUCAAUUUUAUUUUUCACGAUUUUCAACGCAAUCGCGACGAACUUAUCAAUGCCAAUAUAAUUAGAAAAGAAAAAAAUUAAUGAACACCAUAUUUUCUUUCAUUAUACCAAAGGAAAUAAAAGGAAUUGUCCGCAGACAUAACAUGAAGAACAAAUAUGAACAAUUUUAUUUGGACAACAACUUGCACGUAUAAUUUAUUCAAAUAUUCAGAAACAUGUUUUGUUUCAAAAGUUCAAUACAUAACAUUGAAGAGGUUUUGGGGGAAUACCUAUAAACCAAAUUUUAACACACGUUAUGAGUAUUGCAUGAGUCAUGCACUUGUUUAGAUGUAAAGAUGAGUACUAUAAAGCAUAAGAUAUGUAUGGUCUCUGACUUUUUCUAUCCCAACAUGGGAGGGGUAGAAGAGCAUAUUUUUAAUUUGUCUCAAUGCCUGCUCGGUCAGGGACACAAAGUUGUAGUGCUUACCCAUUCGUAUGGUGACAGAAUCGGAGUACGUUAUAUGACGAAUGGUCUGAAAGUGUAUUAUAUACCGGUGAAGGUCUUCUACAAUCAAUGUGUUCUUCCAACUAUGAUCUGUUCCAUUCCUCUUAUUAGAUACAUUUUUAUAAGGGAGGAGAUUCAAAUAGUGCAUGGUCAUUCAGCAUUCUCUGCCCUCGCACACGAAGGGAUGUUAAUCGGUAGAUUAAUGGGAUUGAAAACCAUUUUUACAGAUCAUUCGCUGUUCGGUUUCGCCGACGCCUCCGCGAUCUUGACAAACAAAUUUUUAGAGAUAUCGUUAGCCGACUGUGAUCACUGUAUAUGUGUAUCACAUACGAGUAAAGAGAAUACUGUGUUAAGGGCUAAGGUACCGAAGGAGAAAAUUUUUGUUAUACCAAAUGCAGUGGACACCACGUUAUUUAUGCCAGAUGUUAGUAAACGGGACGAUAAUUUUAUUACAGUAGUCAUAGUAUCGCGACUAGUGUAUCGCAAAGGCGUCGAUUUAUUAGCUCGCAUUAUACCCGAUAUUUGUAGUCGACAUGAGGAUGUGCGGUUCUUGAUCGCUGGAGACGGUCCUAAAAGGUGGCUCAUCGAAGAGAUGCGAGAGAGAAACGUGUUGCAACACAGAGUCACGUUGCUGGGCAGCUUGGAGCAUUCUGAAAUCAGGCAUGUGUUGAAUAAGGGCCAUAUCUUUUUGAAUACUAGUCUCACGGAAGCUUAUUGUAUGGCAAUUGUUGAAGCCGCCUCCUGCGGUUUGCAAGUGGUCUCAACGAAAGUUGGCGGUAUACCCGAAGUAUUACCUCCCGAUUUAAUUUAUUUAGUAGAACCCACGGUGCCUGCACUCGUCGAAGGGCUGGAGACUGCAAUAGCAGAUUAUAGGAAAAAUAAUGUAAGAUGCCUUUUCGAAGCUAACAAGAGGAUAAGUCUAUUUUACAACUGGUUCAACAUAACCAGAAGGACUGAGAUAGUAUACAAUUUAGCAAGGCAAGAAAAGAGGAAGACUUUAGGCGAACAAUUGGCAAACUAUAUUCGCAGUGGGGUAUUGGUAUAUUUGCUGGUUGUGUCGUUGUGCUAUAUCAUUAUACAAAUUUUAGAAAUUCUCGUUCCAAGAAAGUGUUUUCCAGUACAUUGACAUUGCGAAAGACUACACAGAGAUGAACGUUAUACAUGCUCAUGGGGAUGGAAAAGAAGAUUAGCGGUUCAAAGACAGAAGUGAGUGUUGUACAUUCCUUUUCCCACCAAGACAGUUUCAACGAUUGAAUAAUAUCCAGCAUAAUUCUUUAUACCUCCUUUUAUAUCUUUUGCGUACGUAUAAAACCAAAACGAAAACAAAGAAACAAAAGAAAACACAGUGUCCAAAGUACAAAUACAAUUGUUAGCGAAAAUCGAAGUCGAUAAAAAGCAGUUUU